AUGAACACCACCGGAAGCGACGAUUACUACGACCUCGGGCCAUUCCACCGUUCCGUCACAACCACGACGAGUGAUGCACAGCUCUGGUUCGACCGCGGCCUCCUCUGGACAUAUGCAUUCAAUCACAAAGAAGCAGCCAAAUGUUUUGAGCAGGCUCUUGUGCACGACCCUACUUGCGCGAUGGCGCACUGGGGACUGGCUUAUUCUCUGGGUCCCAAUUACAACAAACCGUGGGAGCUCUUCGAUCAGCAAGAUCUGAGGAUCACUUUGGAGCGGACUCACCAAGCGGCUGAACAAGCAAGGGAACACGCUGCGCAGGCUACUCCGCUUGAGCGAGCGCUUGUCGAGGCAGUACAAGUUCGGAAUCCGGUCGAUCCUUCGGACAGGAAUUUCGAAGCCUACAAUCAAGCAUACGCCAUCGCCAUGCAAUUGGCUUACCGCAAUCACCCCGACGAUCUUGAUGUUGCCACACUCUACGCCGACGCCUUGAUGAAUUUGACGCCAUGGCAACUAUGGGACCUCCGCACCGGAGAGCCUGCACCUGGAGCACGUACCAUGGAGGCAGUAGAAGUCCUUGACCGCGCCUUGGCUCAGGAAGGAGGCCGUGACCAUCCCGGUCUCCUACACAUGUACAUCCACCUCUGGGAAAUGUCUGGCACUCCCGAACGUGCGGUGAGCGCAGCCGACCGCCUGCGUGCGAUGUGUCCAGAUGCCGGGCAUUUGCGCCACAUGCCUUCACAUCUCGACAUUCUCAUCGGCGACUACAGGCGUGCCAUAGCGUCUAAUGCAGAGGCGAUCGCUGCGGAUGACAAGUAUCUCGCUCGCGAGGGAGGGAUGAACUUUUACACCUUCUACAGAGUCCACGAUUACCAUUCUCUGAUCUACGCCGCCAUGUUCGCCGGACAAUCGGAAGUUGCCUUGCAAUUCUGCGAACGCAUGGAAGCCUCAAUUCCACAGGAGCUUCUUGAGAUGGAGUCCCCACCAAUGGCCGACUGGCUGGAGAGCUUCCUGUCUACGCGGGUGCACGUCCUCAUUCGAUUCGGGAGUUGGGACGAUAUUCUUGCACAGAAGCUCCCUAAGGAUCAGAAGCUCUAUUGCGUAACAACUGCGAUGUUGCAUUACGCCAAGGGUGUUGCUCUGGCGGCCACUGGGUACGUGAAGGAAGCGGAACAAGAGCGCGCCCUUUUGCACGCUGCAGCAAAGCGUGUUGUGCAAACACGCAUGUCUUACACCAACAAAUGUCUCGAUCUUCUGGAAGUCGGUAAAGCCAUGCUCGACGGCGAAUUGGAGUACCGCAAACGUAACUACGACGUGGCAUUCGAGCAUCUGCGCAGGUCGAUUGCGCUCGACGACUCGCUCGUCUACAGUGAGCCGUGGGGCUGGAUGCAGCCUACCCGCCAUGCUUACGCUGCGCUUCUCCUCGAACAGGGCCACGUUGAGACGGCGGCGGCGGCGUAUGCAGCGGACCUCGGGUUUGACGAUACUCUACCCCGCGCUCGUCAACAUCCGAAUAAUGUUUGGGCGUUGCACGGCUACCACGAGUGCCUCACACGACUGGGGCGCAGUACGGAAGCUCGUAUCAUUCGGCAACAGUUGGACUUGGCGGUAGCUUGCGCAGAUGUUCCAGUCAAGUCUUCUUGCUUCUGCCGAGACCCCACGAGGAUCCGUGAUGCUUGCCAUUGUUGA
Lasiodiplodia theobromae is the source of this 1686-nucleotide messenger RNA. RefSeq names its product Tetratricopeptide repeat domain protein. The record is from RefSeq and is a predicted model, not a curated record. NCBI's taxonomy places the organism in Eukaryota, Fungi, Ascomycota, Dothideomycetes, Botryosphaeriales, Botryosphaeriaceae. Gene Ontology annotation, cellular component: intracellular anatomical structure. Bases 1 to 1686 code for a protein of 561 amino acids. Gene Ontology annotation, molecular function: protein binding. The transcript has a single exon.